Messenger RNA from Morus notabilis, 760 nucleotides. RefSeq lists its product as uncharacterized. Bases 39 to 560 code for a protein of 173 amino acids. Gene Ontology annotation, molecular function: zinc ion binding; protein-folding chaperone binding. NCBI's taxonomy places the organism in Eukaryota, Viridiplantae, Streptophyta, Magnoliopsida, Rosales, Moraceae. Gene Ontology annotation, cellular component: mitochondrion. The record is from RefSeq and is a predicted model, not a curated record. The transcript has 5 exons. Gene Ontology annotation, biological process: protein import into mitochondrial matrix; protein folding; protein stabilization.
UAUCAAAUUUUCUCUUCCAUUUCCUUGUCACUCCGAACAUGGACAGAACAAUAUCUAUGGCGGUAACAACCACAGUUUGCGGUCUCUCUCCGGCGCUUAACUCUCAUUCUCUCUCAUCGUCCACAGCAGACCUUCACCGACCCACUAAUUCUCUUCUCUCCUUCAACUCCUUCAAACCCUUUUCUUCUUCCAAGCCACAACCCACCAUCAAUCUCUCCAGGCUAAUCCUUUCUCAUAGAAAAACAAAGCGCGGACCGAAGAUAUUGGUGAUUUCUGGAAACUCUGAGACAUGCCCAGAAUCCGAACCAAACGAUUCCAACUCGGAAGCAACAGUUGACAUAAAACUGCCCAGAAGAAGUUUGCUUGUGCAAUUUACUUGCGAUUUGUGUGGUGAAAGAACACAGAGGCUUGUAAAUCGACUAGCCUAUGAGCGAGGACUUAUAUACGUGCAGUGUGCAGGGUGCCUUCAGCAUCACAAGUUAGUUGAUAAUCUCGGCCUCGUGGUUGAGUACGACUUACGGGAGGAAAUAAAUGCAGACAGAAAUGAAGAUGACGUUUGACCCUGAUAACAACAAACCAUGGCUUGUAUAAGGUUGCUAGGCACGGUAGCCUAUUGCAGUUGCUAGAAUGAGAAUGGCUACUCCAGUUCUUAUCGACAUCCCAGACCAUCCUCCUUGAAGACGCAGCGUAUUUCCUCCGUUCUGAGCCAAAAGGAAUAAGGGCCUUUUAAAUCAUUUGAGAUUCUUAGUUCAUGCUAAUA